Messenger RNA from Anopheles gambiae (African malaria mosquito), 5614 nucleotides. RefSeq lists its product as uncharacterized. The record is from RefSeq and is a predicted model, not a curated record. The coding region runs from base 4358 to 5548 and encodes 396 amino acids. The transcript has 3 exons. NCBI's taxonomy places the organism in Eukaryota, Metazoa, Arthropoda, Insecta, Diptera, Culicidae.
UAGGUCGUGCCGGAUCUCGAAAUUAAUUAGUUUUUUCACCGUUUUUUGAUGUGAAAAUGGCUGAAAUACUUGCAAAACAUAUUUAUGUAUCAAUUACAAAGCUUUCCCAGUCCAGUUAAAGUGAAAAAUAUGGAAAAAUAACGUAUUUUCUGGAGCAGCCUCAAAUUGUUUGGCAAAAUGCUUCGGUUAGCCGCCGCCAGAUGCGCUAGUGAAAAUCGAAAUUACACUUGCGAGUACGAUCAAUGUAGCCCGGCCUUAAAGAGUCAGCAUUGGAUCGGCCUGCAUGACCAGUAGCAUGGUGUCAAAAAGAGAGGAAGAACAAAAAAUAAAACAGCUGCAAACUGUUAUCUGUCAAGAAGUAUUUUCAACAGUCAAAUCAUCUACAGUUGUAAAACGUCAUAAGAUAAUAAACCAUCUUGUAAGCUGCAUCCACUGUCAUCCCUCAUAAUGAAGCGACAACUGACAAAUCAUAGAAAAAAAAAACAAAUAAAUAAAGCAUUCCAAUUGCUAUGAUUUAACAUUAGCUGUCAAGUGACUAUCACUGUUGUUGUGUUAAAGUGGACAGAAAAAACAUUACAGGGUUUCUCACGAUUUUUUGAUCGUAUCCCAUAGAGUUUUGGUUCGUUCCCAUAAUUUAUUGGUAUUUUCCGAUUGGAUAUCAAUACAAUUGGACCAAAAAAUCAUGGGAACGCACCAAAAAUUGAUGGGAACCAACCAAUAAAUCGUGGCAAACCCUGUAAGAGUCACAACGAGUAACAAAAGCUGUCAAACAGCUGUCCCAGCAGUCAUUGCUCAGCUGUCAAAACAGUAAUAUUACAAAUGGUAAAACGAAGUCUAUAAACAAUUGUCACUGCUGUCAGCUGAUGAACUGUCAAAACACUUAUAGAUAAGCAAGAACAUUUUUUUCUGCCAAGACUGAACUGUCAAAACAGUAAUGGAAGAAAUGGAGAUUUUUAUUCUUUCACAAAGUUGCAUCUGCUGUCAGACGACGAACUGUCAAAAAAGUUAUAGAUGAAGAAGAAAAAAAUCUUAAAAAAAAACUGUCACAGCUGUCAUUGAUGAACUGUCAAGACAGUUGUAGAUGAAGAAGAAAAAAAAAAUAUUUAAAAAAUCUGUCACUACUGUCAGCUGAUGAACUGUCAAAACAGUAAUGGAGGAAAUGGAGAAUUUUUCUUUCUUUCAAAAAGUUGCCACUGCUGUCAGUUGAUGAAUUGUAAAAACAGUUAUAGAUAAGGAAGAACAAAUUAUUUAAAAACGUUGUCACAGCUGUCAUUGAUGAACUGUCAAAACAGUUAUAGAUGUAGAAGAAAAAAACAUAAAAAAAGCUAUCACAGCUGUCAUUGAUGAACUGUCAAAAUAGAAGAAUAGAAUAAGUUAUAGGAAAAGAAGAAGAAAAAGACAUAAAAAAGCUGGCACUGCUGUCAUUGUUGAACUGUCAAAACAGCAACAGAAGAAAUUGGGCAAAAAAAAACUAAAUCUAUAAUAAAAGCUGUCGUUGCUGGUAGCUGAAGAACUGUCAAACAAAUAAUAAAAAAAGCCAUUGAAAGGCGUUUCACGGUGGUCACUUUUAAGUUGCUUAUCCAUAAAAAUAGAGAUGCAUGUUUUUGUUUACCAAAGAUGUCAAAUCGCUGGCAGGAUUAACUAGAGAGCAAGUGAGUCAGUUUGCCCUGAACGGAAACGACCAUGUAUAAACAUGUGUCAAGCGGUAGCACAAAUCUGUCGCCAGUGGAUUAAACUAAAACCAAAUCCCUUUUAAUGGAGAUUCCUCCCCCUCUCCCCUUCCCUGGUAAAGAUGUACCGGUGGUGUUCUUUUUUGGCCCCCUCUGUAUAGAAAGCUUAACAGUAAUCGCACCCAUAAAGUGCUGUAUAGAUUGCCGAGACACUACCGUCACUCCUAUCUCUCUCUCUCUCUCUCUCUCUCUCUCUCUCUCUCUCUCUCUCUCUCUCUCUCUAUGUUCCUCAGUGCAGUAUGUGUGUGUGUGUGUGAAGGAGGGGGUCAUUUUUGUGUGUUGCCUCACAUACCACUGGAGCGGAUAAUUUAUGUCCGAGGGUCUCUGGGUGUGGUACACACACGCGCGCGCGCGCGCCGCUUCACGCUAGCCGAAUGUGAAAGGACCCGCACUUUGGAGCGGCCCGCGGACACAUUCAUUGAACGAGAGGGUGUGCCAGUGUGUGGGUCCGCGGUUCCGGUGUGAGCUACCUGGCGCCAGCGAUUGUUCGGCCGAUUCGCCGGCCCCGUUUUGGCAGGGCACAUUGAACCGCUGGCGUUGGAAAUGCCCCUCGUUUUUUGUGCUGCUUCCAAAGCGCAGGAAAGGGUACGGGUUACAGGGUUACAACAGGGUGCCAGCACGUGAAGUACCGGCAGGCACGCAAUCGCAGGCACACCGAGGAAGGGGCUGCAGGGAACAUGGCUGCCCCCCCCGGUUACUUCCAAUUCCUCGGCUGCGAUGGACGGUGGACGGCUUGCGAACAAGCGAAUUAGAUCCGGACCUCGAGCACCAAGGCCAAUGGUGCUUCUAGUAUGCAUGUGUGCAGCCAGAGUGAGUAAAAAAAGAGAAGCCCAGAGGGGCUAAAUAGAGAGGGGGGAUGGCGGCGCACGGUUGAAUAUUAGCAUAAUGGGCACGGCAGGUGCGGGUCACGCGAACGCGAAUGAUUCAUGUUUGCAAAGUGGAAAUCAACGGUCUGUUGGCGGAGCACGGAGUACGCUGUGAAGGAGGGGCAUUUUUUUUGCACGCAUUUACCUACUGCCUGUCCCAAAAAGUGCUUGCCCUUGAAGGCACACGGUCGCAUCUGCUACUCUCCAAAAUAGCAAAAAAAAAAAAGAGGGAAAACUCCUUCCAAUAGACACACGCGAAAGUUGGAAAGACUCGUUACCAAAUAACAAAAAACGCUCACACACACACACACACACACACACAGAAGCUUGCGAAAGCACAAGCGCCGGUUGGAGGUCUUUCUUCAGGCAGGCACGACUGAGGUCCUGUGGUGCUCUGAAACCAAAAAAAAGCAAAAAAAAAAAAAAACAAGAAACUCUGCUUCCCUCUCGAGUUUGGUAGCAUAAAAACCAAAACCUUUUGUAUCGUCCGUUCAUAUUCCUGCUCGCGUGUGUGUGUGUGUGUUUCACUAGGAUGCUUAUGGGUGGCAAGGAAGUACGAAGGUCGGAAGGUUGCUACUCGUAAUCGAGCAAAACCGUUGCGGUUUUGGGACCCAUUUCCCGCCCGCCCCUUUUCCAUCGUCUGUCGCGUUUCGUUGUUUCCCCUGGUUCCAGGUUUUUAUUUUUCUUGGUACCUUAUUGCUUCUCCAUUUCCCCCUGCUUCCCUCUUUCCUCUCGGGAACGAAAAGGGGUGACCAAGAAGAAAUGCCCUGUGCACAUGUGUGUGUGUGUGUGUGUGGGUGCUAUGCGGGAGCAAUGUUCGGCUGGUUGCGCCCCAUGCAAGUCGAUACUUGAUACACGGCGCGGUUUCGGUUCCGUCGUGCCCGUCGUGCUCAUCGGCUCUCUCUCUCUCUCUCACUCUCUUUCCCUCUUGUUCUCUCUCGCUCUCUUUGUCGUGCGAUCGGGUUUUCCUGCUCGCACACAGCAGGGACAACAAAACCAAACCAAAGUGGGUGGGGCAACCCGAAAGGGGGAAACGGUGGAAGGCCGAGCGCGAGGUUGGUCCCAUUGGCUGGCAAAGCAAAAUUUACACGUGCGUCCUCCUGCAUAACCAACAAUUUCGAGUGCGACUAUGUGUGCCUGUGUGUGUGUGUGGCUGGGGCUUUUGUCCUGCGACAGGAGCGCGUUCUCGCUGCCGGAGAACGGGGACUAGCGUUCCGCUCGCAAGUUAACAGCGUCCAUCAGAACGACGCGGCGGUCGGUUGAGCAUCGAGUCGGCCCCUUCUGGUGCUGGCGAAUGGCGAACUAAAGGCAACCCGGGAGCCAAAGGGACCUCAGUCCAGAACACCUCAACUCCCUCCAUACACCCGCUCUGUCUGUCUCUCUCUUUUCUACUCUUAAUUAUGAAAAAUACAAAAACUCUUUAAAACUCUUGGUAAAUCGGUAAUUUGCAUUGCAUGAACCGUUCUACUUAUGUAAGUCAGUGUAACGCUUUGCUUGAGCUGGGUGUGUGAAAUAAUAUGAAGAAAUAAGUGCAAGUGCCGCAGCGAUUUGUGUUAGUCUGAGUAAGAAUAAGUGUUCAAAAAAAAAAAAGAAGGAGAGAAGAAAAAAACAUUUUCAAGUCCAGCCACAAAAACAAAGAAACAAAACAAAAAAAAAACACUCAACCAAAAGCGAUCAACCGAAAACGCCUGAAAGUAGGCAACGAGCGAACAGUGCCCGGCUUCGAAGCGUUGUGUGCCUUUUUUUCUUCGUUUUGCGGCGAUGGGAGCCGCCAGUACCGGGGCCGAAUCGCUGGAGUGCUGCAAUACCGCACCCCCCGCCGCCAGUGUGCCCCCGCCGGGCAGUGUCGCCGCCACUCCGCCGCUUCCACCGCAGCAGCAGCAGCAGCAGCAAGCGAACCGAGCGGCGGCUGGUACCGUCCAGCAGCCGGCAACGGUGGCCGUACCACCACCGCCAGCGAUGCCAACGACCCUAGCAGGGCCGCCACCGUCCACUGUCACGCCGCCAUCAUCGCAUCAUCACGCACACGGGACGCCCCGGGACGAGCAGCACCGCAAGCAGCAGCAGCAGUACCGCUCCCAGCUUGACAUCGAGAACAACAACAGCCAGCAGAUGCAUCAGCAGCAGCAGCAGCAGCAGCCGCAACCGGCCACAACCGUGCUGCCCACGGUGCAGCAAAAUGGCGGCAGCCACCAUCUGUACGUCAAUCCGGUGCAGGCGAACGGGCUCAACAUCGAGCUGUACCUGCAGCAGGCGUUCCUGGACGAGCACGAGUACUUUAAUCAGCUCAACAACAACAACCACAGCAAUCACAACAACAACAACAGCGUCCACAUCUUCGGCAACCAAACGAAGCUGGCCCCGCUCGCGACCGCCGGCACGGUGUCGCUCUACUCCGAGUACACGGUCGACACGCCGCACACGGUGGACGACUCGAACCUGUCCGGCUCGUGCCAGUGCUUCUUCGCCCGGUACUGCAAGGCGCGGCGCCGCUCGUCGUCCGCCUCCACCGCGACCGCCUGCUGCCAUGGCGGGACCGGCGACGGGGGCAAGGGGCCGUCCGGCAAGGCGGGCAAGCGGGCCCUGGCCCCGGUGAAGGAGCAGGAGCAGCAGCCGAAACCGAAACCACCCGGUCCCGCGGGCGGCGGUGGAGGGGGUGGAGCUGCCGCCAGGAAUCGGGGUGCGGCGGGGCGGGGCGCUGGCGCCACCGAUACGGAUCCGCUGAUGAGGCGGCCGCGCCGCAAGAAGGACGCCAGCGAGCAGGACCUCGCGGCCAAGCUGCAGCAACAACAGCAACAACAACAGCCGAACGCAAACAAUGGCGACACUGGCCGAGGGCAACAACAACAACAGCAGCAGCAGCACCAAUCGAAGUUCCGCUGCUCCGCUGUGCGCCCACGGCUUACCGUGUGUGUGCUGGCGCGCGUAAUAAAAGUGAAAGUCAUUACCUAAAUAAGCUGCCAAAGCUACUAAGUUCGCGAUGUACAAGGCAAAAGGCAACAAAAAAAAAAAAACAAA